UUUCAACUUAACGCUGAUCUCAGUCUGGAAGAGUCUACUCAACUUCUGGUGAUAUGGACUGGUCUUGAAGCGAACUGCUUUCUUCCAAGUGGCAUCAGUUCUCUUAAAGCUGGUAUGGCUUUAAGCGUCCCUGAAUCCUGUGCCAAAAAUGCAAUCGGCUGGGCCCCUGCCAGCCUGAAUACACAUGGAUACGAACGUCUAGCAUUUUUGACUCGUGGCUCUCCACUGGCUGCCAGCUUGCUUGGAGCUGUACUUCAGACCUCGCAUCAGACAAAUUCUAUCCUUGCUGAUCUCAUGCUUGAACUUCCGGGCAGACCUCAAGAACCCGACGAACUAUGCUUAUGA
Protopolystoma xenopodis is the source of this 345-nucleotide messenger RNA. NCBI's taxonomy places the organism in Eukaryota, Metazoa, Platyhelminthes, Monogenea, Polystomatidea, Polystomatidae. The record is from the annotation of a GenBank genome assembly.